AUGUAUUCUCCUCAGCUGGUCAUUGCCACCCUCCUCGCCGCCAGCGCUGCGUUGACUGGAGCAGUAAGCAUCCAGCCCCGACAGUCCUCUCUGGCCUGCAACGCGGCGCGACUCCAAAUCAUCAAAGCGCUUAGCGAUACUAAGAAGUCGGUGGCCGAUAUUCAAGAUCCCACCGUUCAACAGGCUGCUGCGGCUGGAGUCAAGCAGGCACAGCAGGGUGUUACCCAGGUUGCUGCAUCGUUGCUUACUGGUCAAGCCCCGUCAGCAGACGGACGUAAUACUGUCGAGGCUGGCCUGAACGCUACGGCGACAGCUCUGGCAGGAGGUGACUCGGCCGACCCGGCUGUUGCGACUACUCAGACUGCCCUGGACGACGCGGUAACGGCUGGUCAAAAUGUGGUGGCCAACUGUUAG
This is a messenger RNA of Neoarthrinium moseri, 414 nucleotides long. RefSeq lists its product as uncharacterized. Lineage: Eukaryota; Fungi; Ascomycota; Sordariomycetes; Amphisphaeriales; Apiosporaceae. The record is from RefSeq and is a predicted model, not a curated record. Bases 1 to 414 code for a protein of 137 amino acids. The transcript has 3 exons.